AUUUGUAAAUGUGAAAAAUACAGUAUUAUUUUAUUAAUAAUCGCUGCAGCAGUACGAUAUGAAAGCAAAUCUAAACAAUAAUAAUAUUGUUGUUAGUGCGAUUAAAAUAAUUUACGAUAUUCCUGAUUAAAAUAACUCAGAAACUUGUGAACUUCAUCAAGAAUGGCACCGAAAAAGAAAACUGAAAAUACAUCCCUUUUACUGAAAAUACCGAAAGAAAAGACAUCGAAAGCAAAAACAUCCAAACCAAAGAACGUUCUGAAAAUAAAAUUGCAAGCUAAAAAUUUAAAGAAUGCCAUUGGUGAGAAGAAGAAAACCUUGAAGACUUUGAAGCAAAAAGGUCCUGCGGAUCCGAAUACCGGGAAUACGAAGAUAGAUCGAGUGAAUGGAGAUUUAAAGAAUGCCAUUGGUGAGAAGAAGAAAACCUUGAAGACUUUGAAACAAAAAGGUCCUGUGGAUCGGGAAACAAAUAAGAUGCUGGUCAUGAACCCUGUGAAUGAUACGAAGAUAGAUCGAGUGAAUGAAGUGGCUUUGGCACAAUUAGUUAAAAGUUGCCCUGUUGCCGUCACCGAGAGUGCCCCGGCUCCUGUGGCUAAGAAAAGGGGCAGGAAAAAGAAGAUACCGGACCCAGAAACGGCUGUGGUCGUUCCUAAGAAAAAUCCCAAGUUGCCUACAAAGGCCAAAGUUGCGCGUAAAAAAGCGGAGAAGGUAGCAAAACCAAAAACGCCCAAAGCUCCAAAACGUAAGGCUUCCAAGAUUCCACCUAUAAUUAGUCCGCUUCCAAAAAAAAGUCGUCCGUCGAAGCGAGGUAAGCUUGCGGACGACAUCUCCACAAACUCUUCUAUGAGCAACAUUCAAGAAAAAACAAUUAAGGAAACUCAAAAUGUUCCUGUGGUUCCCAAUAUACCAGCAGAAAAUAAUAAUGACUCAAGAAGAACAUCUGUCACUAGCGCGCCAGCUUCCGAAUUGUCCUGGACCAAAGACAUAUCUGGUUCCAGUACCACAACUUGCAUCACUGUCACCAGUGUCACCAACAACGAUUUCGUGCGUAUAGACGGCAAACUGCCUAAAAUAGAACUAGUUAAACUUAAAACCCAAUCGGCAAGUCAAAAAUCAGAAGAAGUGUCGCAUGAAGUGGAAAUGGAGCCAGUUUUAGUGAAUGACCUUCCUAACUCGUUAAUAAAUACGCAAACGGUAGAACCUAAUACUGGCGAAGUGGAGCCAGAGCAUUCACUUACAGAAGACAGCAGUAGCAGCAGCAGCAGCUCUUCCAGUUCGUCUUCUAGUUCCUCUCGAAGCGAUGACACUGCCACAGAAAACGGCUUAAAUCUAAGCAUAAUAUCUUCAAUCUCCGCUCCUCCAUACAGCCCGACUUAUACACAAAACGCCCAAAGCUUUGAUAAAAACAAACACGACGAAGUCACUUCAAUACUAGCGAUUCUUGCGCCAAGUUUGGAAAAACUGGACCUGAAUUUUCCGGAUAUCGAGGAUGAGGAGGAAGAUUUUGAUAUGAGUCCUUUCGAAGAGAAGGUUUCCAAGUAUUUAGAGGAGGAGUAUAAUACUAUACUAGAGUGUAAUUUCCUAAACCGAAUUUUAUCCGAAACCAAUGUGCCAAGUGCUCCCGAAAUCGAAAAGAAACAUAGCAAAGAACCAGACUUUCUUGUGCCUAAUCAAAGUGUGCUUACCGAAAAAAGUGCUUGUGAUUUUAACGAUGCGCCGAGCAAUAUUUCGCGCCGACGGGACUCGUACGGUUCUGACAUUACUGAUCAUGACGUGUUGCAAAUUUUCGAUCCCGACAACGACCUGGAUUCCACCAGGAUGGGCAGCUCGGCUUCCAUUUUCGAGGAAUACGUUCCCCAACCCGUUAUACAGAGGCCCCGUACGAUGACCUACCAACCUUCGAAACUAGACGAGGUAGAAGCGAGUGCCAAAAAACCCGUGUGCGAAAAACAAAACGCUGAUUCCACUUCCAUUCACAAGGAAACAGAACUCGAUGGUACUUCUAACGAUACGCCCGAGAGAAUUAGUGAACCAAGUCAGGUACCAACAAAGAACGUGGCAACAGAAAUGAAAAUGCCACCGCUGACUAUCUACUACUACCCGUUCCCUUCUCGCACUAGAAGCGCGGCGCUGCACGGAGUUUGCUUCUUCAACCUAACCUCGACCUGUAACAAGCAAGACCAAACCCACCUAACCUACUUCCCUCACCGAUUCAUCGAAGAAGACGAGUUUAGGGCCCGAAUUUACCAAAUCAGCGAAAUACAAUUCUUCCAAGAGUAUAACAACAUCGCGAAAUGGACGACAUUAAGAAAUAAAUACGUCAAAUGCUUCAUCGACGAGUGUCAAAGACGAGAACUCCCUAAAAUCCUAGUCGAAAUAGUUGUAGAUUUUCUAAUUAGAACCCCUUCGAAUACAGUAGAAGAUAAAAAUUUUAGAGUCCAAGUGAUAGAACACGCAUUGAUACACCUCAACAGUUGGAACUUGAUGGUUUGUCGGCACUUGCUCGAAUGCAAAGUGGGAGAGGAAGUACUAUGUGAUGUGUUUAUGAAAGUGAUAGCGAAUACACAGAAUUUUUCACGGUUCAAGUUAGUGUUCAUGAAUCUGACUGAUUUCAUGGUUCGCGCGAAUCGGACGUUUGAGUUUGAUGUGGCUUGUCAGAUACUGGAGAGAGUUGGUAUUCUGCCUUUUGAAGCUCCGGUGGCGAGGAGUCUUAUAUCAAUUAUAGGAAAGACUGAUAGAGAGAUAUUUAAGAACAAUAUGACCAGGAGGUUCGAGUUGUUGCUGGAGACUUGGAGCAAGGAGUUAUAUAAUAAGUAUUUGUUGAUCAAGAUGGUGGGUGUAUCGGUAGAGCCGGGCAGUGAGCCUGGUGCGUCGUUGCCGCCAUCUUUGCCGUCCCCGUGUGGCAGUCAGGAGCUUGAGCCAUUGAUUAACCCGAAGGGCUCACAAGAGUUUGAGCAGAGGUACACCUCUCCGGACACAACGAAUGUGGAUAGUGUGAACAAACAGGUCACGGAGCCCACUAUAAUCCGGACAUUCAACCACCUGGACAUGAGGCCGCCGCUCGGCAUGUGCAUGGCGCGGCCUCCCCGGCCUCCGCGGCCGCACUACCACAAGUACCCGUUCGGGGCGGAGCGCGGCUUCCCGCCGAUGCAGCGGAUGCCGUACAUGAGGCACCCGAGGCCUAUGAAGAGGCCGCCGCCCAGACCUGAUCGGCCGCCGGCUAAGUUCCAACGAAGAUAUGGGCCGGAGUUUUAAAUUUAACUAUUAGCCGUCUAAGAGGUAAAUUAUCUAGUAAGUUUAAAUCGUUACUUUAUUGUAAAAUUUAAGUUGAAUAAUAGUUUUUUGAAUUGUUGGACCUGAUUAAAGAAUAUUUUAUUUGUUCACUUGUAAAAAAAAGUUUUAUAUCGAGUAAGACUCGUUCUUAAGGAUACUGUAAAAUUAAUAUUAAUGUACAAUUGACACUGAAUAUGUAUAUUUAAAAUUUGACUUGCUGGCAAAAACGUACACCCACCCAUAUUUAUAAACACUGUAAGCCCAAACUAUAUAGAUAUGACACGACUAAACAGGUUAAAAGAUAGGCGGACAGUGACAGAUCCGCUUCCUAUUUGUAUUUGGUUGGUUAAUUGACUAAUGUAAUAAUGUUGUAACUACCCGAAAAUGUACAAAUUAUUUUUUUAAAUUUCUUAAGUACCAGACGCAGAGUUUUGCGUAAUAUUUUAAUAUCCCUUAUUGAGGCUUUUAGUGCGUUUAUAAAUAAGGGCGGAAAUAU
Molecule: messenger RNA, 3769 nt
Organism: Leguminivora glycinivorella
Lineage: Eukaryota; Metazoa; Arthropoda; Insecta; Lepidoptera; Tortricidae
Product: muscle M-line assembly protein unc-89-like
Exons: 8
Coding region: 163-3255 (1030 amino acids)
Source: RefSeq, a predicted model, not a curated record